AUCGGUCUUAUUUGCGUGUUUUCUUUUUAUAUUCUCUAGAGUGGUUACGAUUUCUUCAUUGUUUGCAACUUGUAGGGAAGAGAGGGGAGACAGGGAAGAGAGAGGGGAAACCCUAGAUUCCAUUUGCUCCGUCUCUCGAAUCGAAGGCGAUGGUGUUCUACUUCAAGGCCCGACCAGAUGCUGGCGACUACACCAUCUUCAUGGGGCUUGAUAAGUUCGAGAACGAGGAGCUCAUCAAGUACGGCUUCCCUGAAGACGUCUGGUUUCACGUUGACAAAAUGUCCUCAGCUCACGUUUACCUAAGGCUUCAUAAAGGCCAGGGUUUUGAUGACAUUAAUGAAGGUGUGCUGGAGGACUGUGCUCAGCUUGUGAAAGCCAACUCCAUUCAAGGCAACAAGGUGAACAACGUCGAUGUUGUGUACACUCCGUGGUCCAACUUGAAGAAAACCGCCUCCAUGGAUGUUGGUCAAGUUGGUUUCCACAAUUCAAAGAUGGUCCGGACUAUCAGAGUGGAGAAACGAGUCAACGAUAUAAUUAACAGGUUGAACAAAACAAAGGUUGAGAGAACCCCUGAUCUGAGAGCCGAGAGGGAAGCAGUGAAUGCUGCAGAGAGAGCUGAGAGGAAGCAACAUCUGAGGGAGAAGAAGAAACGUGAAGAGAUAGAGAGGCUGGAGAAGGAGAGGCAAGCAGAGAUGAGGAGCUACAAGGGAUUGAUGGUAACUGAUAAAAUGACAUCCAACAAAGACAUUGCUUCAAGCAACAAAUCUCUUCAAGAACUCGAAGACGAUUUCAUGUAAAACUCUGAUUUGGUUCUUUGACUCUUUUCGCCCCAUUGAAAUGUUUCAGAGGAUUGAAUCUGAGUUGGUGAGAAAAAACAGAGAGCAUUUGCACAGGUGAGCCAGUGAUCUUGUGCGAUCAUGGUUUACUCUGCCUUGCUGUGUUUGUUGAAAAUCAUUUUACUACCCUUUAUAUUUUAACUUUUUACA
This is a messenger RNA of Brassica napus (rape), 986 nucleotides long. Its product is annotated as coiled-coil domain-containing protein 25. The coding region runs from base 150 to 797 and encodes 215 amino acids. Lineage: Eukaryota; Viridiplantae; Streptophyta; Magnoliopsida; Brassicales; Brassicaceae. The transcript is spliced from 6 exons. The record is from RefSeq and is a predicted model, not a curated record.